GCAACGCGUUGCUGAACUGAGACUCGUAAACAGCACGAAGAGUUUCUUGGUACAUGCAGUCGUUUGGACAUUAGAAACGACAAAUUAAUUCAAGCUGUCGCUUCCACGUGUAAAAUACAAUUAAAAUGAGUUCCUCGGAGGUUAAUUUGGAAAACAGACAACUUGGUAGUUUACUGCAUAACUGGGUAGAAGAGAGAGCCACUGCAUUGCUGGACAAUACAGGGCCCAAAUCCCACAUCAACAGAAAUGGACAUAUGGGUAUUCUCACUGUGGACAUGACCUCCAAAAUACAUGGAGUAAGUACAGUGAAAGCAGCCUUCACCACCCCCACUGGCCCACGAGUAAGACACAAAGGAUUACGGGCUGAGCUGUUGGAGAAGUGCCUCAUCAAGACAAUAAGUGAGCAAAUACAAGCAGACCUCAACCCAGAGCUUCCAGCCCAAGAACUGUGCUCUGUUACCAGAGCUGACUAUGCAGCGGAGGGUUUCAAAUCUGUCUGCUCAGCUCCAUCCAUGGACCAUGACUACAAAACUAACCAAGCCAUCACAUUCUGGAGUGAAAACUAUCAGAAGGUUCAGGGAGUUACAGGAGUCGGAACUCCAGAUGGACCGUUUAAGAAGAACACCACCUUCAGCACACCGAUCAGCGAACGCCUGGACAACCCCAUGGAUUUCACUCAUGAGAACUAAUAGAAGGGAAGUGAAAUUAGUAAUAUGUACAACAAUUGUUCACCCACACUUAAAUAACACUAAAUAUAACACACAUGUAUAACAAUACACCAAAAUAGCCUAAAUUCAUCCAAAAAAGAAAAGAAAAAGAAAGUCAAUUCAUCUGUGAUCUUAAAUGAUCUGCUGUUCUGAUGUACUUCUGUUGAGGUGUCAAUACAAAUACAUCACAAUUAUGUAAGGUAAUUUCAGUUAAUGGGACACUGAAACUUAGUGACUGUCCUUUUCCUUCUCCAGAACGACAAGAAGUGUUAUUUUUAAUGUUGCUGUAUGUGUACUGAAUAUGAGUAAAGGUUUUUGAUUGUUGUGA
Pygocentrus nattereri (red-bellied piranha) is the source of this 1035-nucleotide messenger RNA. It is a transcript of the gene spag8, whose product is annotated as sperm associated antigen 8. The record is from RefSeq and is a predicted model, not a curated record. Gene Ontology annotation, biological process: positive regulation of transcription by RNA polymerase II. The coding region runs from base 126 to 689 and encodes 187 amino acids. Gene Ontology annotation, molecular function: microtubule binding. Gene Ontology annotation, cellular component: nucleus; cytoplasm. Lineage: Eukaryota; Metazoa; Chordata; Actinopteri; Characiformes; Serrasalmidae. The transcript is spliced from 6 exons.